AUGGCUACUACAAUCCAGCAGAAGAUCCACGCGCUACACGAGUAUUCCGCCUGCGAUGUCUCCGACGCCCUCCUCAAACUCCAAAAGCCCAGUCCCGGAACCACCCCUCGAGCCGGCCACCCCGCAGACUUCACCCCGUUCUCCCCCACCCCCGGCCGCAACAACACCUCCCCCAAGAUCAUCGCCCCGGCGUCUACCUUCAAAUUCAUCCCCCGGUCCGACGACGCCGUCGACACGUCCGAGACGCACGGGUUCCCGCCCGGCACGCACUGGGUCGACUGGGCGCAGGCGGAUACCGUCGCGGUGGUGGAGCAGCCCGAGGGCCAGUUCUGCGCCGUGGUGGGCGGCAUCAUGGCGGUGCGGAUGAACGCGCUGGGCGUGAAAGGCGUGCUGGUGAAUGGUAGGAUCAGGGAUGUGCAGGAGAUGAGAGGGUGUGGGAUUCCGGUCUGGGCCCGCGGAACCUCGACUGUCGGCACCGCUGCGGAGGCAAAGCCCGGGGCGAGAAAUGUCCCUGUGAAUCUGGGGGGUGUAGUGGUGUCUCCGGGCGAUAUCAUCUUCUGCGAUCCGUUGGAAGGCGUGGUUGCCAUUCCAAUCGAUCUGCUGGACCCGGUGUUGGAGUUGAUGCCCAAGUUGGUGGCGAUGGAUGAUCGGGUCAAGGAGGCGGUCGUGCAGGGGUCGAGUGUGUUCGAUGCUUUUCAGAAGUUUCGCACGAAGAUUUAGUCCUUUGGGGGGACGACUAAUUUUGGUUCUUGCGAAGAGGCUUUAAGAAUGAUUUCAUUGCGACGAGCCAUCGCAC
Molecule: messenger RNA, 796 nt
Organism: Aspergillus steynii IBT 23096
Lineage: Eukaryota; Fungi; Ascomycota; Eurotiomycetes; Eurotiales; Aspergillaceae
Product: RraA family protein
Exons: 5
Coding region: 1-720 (239 amino acids)
Source: RefSeq, a predicted model, not a curated record